This is a messenger RNA of Debaryomyces tyrocola, 384 nucleotides long. NCBI's taxonomy places the organism in Eukaryota, Fungi, Ascomycota, Pichiomycetes, Serinales, Debaryomycetaceae. The record is from the annotation of a GenBank genome assembly.
AUGAACAAUUUCUUGGAAAGCGUGCUAACAUUUAAUAGAAUAUUAGAUCAACAGUUUAUAAAAGACAACAAGGAUAAAUUCAAUGACUUAAAAAUAGACUGGAUAACCUGGAAAUCAAUUGUUCUAGGUAGCUUGGGAAAGCUAUAUGGCUUAGUAGGCGAAGCAUCUCAUUUUGAUAUUUUGCAAUUACAGGAAACAAAACCGGCAAUAAGGCUGGUAAUACGAAUCCAGCGUGAAGAUAAAGAUAAAUUUAUCAACAGUUUUAUGGCAUUUACUUUUAAAUUAAGCAAAUUCACUGGGGGUGAUUAUGAUGUCAAUUGUUACGUUCGUGUUAACAAGAAUAAUGAUCAUUUAGGUCUUGUGUUAGAUAAGUCAUUUGGAUGA